Molecule: messenger RNA, 2346 nt
Organism: Eriocheir sinensis (Chinese mitten crab)
Lineage: Eukaryota; Metazoa; Arthropoda; Malacostraca; Decapoda; Varunidae
Product: minor histocompatibility antigen H13-like
Exons: 8
Coding region: 39-1178 (379 amino acids)
Biological process (GO): membrane protein proteolysis
Cellular component (GO): lumenal side of endoplasmic reticulum membrane; cytoplasmic side of endoplasmic reticulum membrane; membrane
Molecular function (GO): aspartic endopeptidase activity, intramembrane cleaving
Source: RefSeq, a predicted model, not a curated record
UCGCCCAUCAGCUCUGACGACUGCAGAGUGUGACAGUGAUGGCGGAGGUGGAGGAAGUUGCGGCCCUCGGGCUCGAGAAUGUGACCCAAGGCUCCCUCAAUGACUCCCAGGCGGCCGUUAACGGGACGGGGAAGGUGCCCUCCACGCCAGAGGGAAUGGCCCUGGCGUACGGGAGCCUGGUGGUGAUGGCGCUGCUCCCCAUCCUGUGUGGCUCCUUCCGCUCCGUGAAGCACCAGCAGCAGCAGAAGGCUUCUGGGGAGAAGGUGGACACCAUGACAUCUAAGGAUGCAGCUAUGUUUCCACUCAUUGCCUCUGGUGCACUCUUCAGCCUUUAUAUCAUCUUUACAGUAUUCUCCAAAGACUAUAUUAACCUGUUGCUGUCUUCAUAUUUCUUCAUCUUGGGAGUGUUGGCUCUCUCCCAUGUCUUUGGACCAAUCAUCUCUGGCCUGGUGCCAGCCUCAGUGCCCUUCGAGACUUACCAUCUGUAUCUCCUUCGUGGGGACAAAGAGAAAAAAGACUACCUCAUUAAUUAUGGCUUCACUUCCUAUGAUUUGGUGUGCAUGGUAGUGUGCUCCAUCCUGGGAGUGUGGUACCUCCUCAAGAAGCACUGGAUUGCGAACAACCUGCUGGGGCUGGCCUUUGCUGUCAAUGGGGUGGAGCUGCUUCAUCUCAACAACAUCCAGACUGGGGCUCUGCUACUUGUUGGCCUCUUCAUCUAUGAUAUCUUCUGGGUAUUUGGCACCAAUGUCAUGGUCACUGUUGCCAAAUCCUUUGAGGCCCCAAUCAAAUUGGUCUUCCCUCAAGAUCUGUUAGAGAAAGGACUAGAGGCUGACAACUUUGCCAUGCUGGGCCUGGGAGACAUUGUGAUUCCUGGUAUCUUCAUCGCCCUUCUCCUGCGUUUUGAUCACAGCCUGAAACGGGGUUCCUACACAUACUUCAAAGUGACUUUUGCUGCCUACUUUGCUGGGCUGUUGAUGACCAUCUUUGUGAUGCAUGUGUUCAAGCAUGCCCAGCCAGCCCUGCUGUACCUGGUGCCUGCCUGCCUUUCUGCCCCCGUCCUUCUAGCCCUCAUUAAGGGGGACUUUAAGGCUCUCCAGUAUGAAGAUCAUCCCAGCCAAGAGGAAGGGGAAGAGAAGGAAGCAAUAGAAGACAAGAAAGCUGGGAAGAAGGACAAAUGAAGGCAAGAUGCUGAUUUGCCAAACACCAGGGUCCCCCCCUCCUCAUGGGCAGGUUGUGAUGGAUGGAGCACAAAUCAGCAUUUAUAUAUUUUACACAUUUUCCCUUAUUUUCAAGAUAGACUUUUCAUCCAUAUUUUUUUUUAUACCCUCUACUCAAUUUUGUAAAGUUCGGAACUCAUUUCAAUAUCACAAACUGACUGCAUCCUUAAUUUGUCUUUCUUUUUAAAUUUAAAUUAUUAUGCUUGAUUACUAAUUACAUAAUUGUCAUGGGUGUACAGUAGGAUCUGGAUUUUUCUUGCAGCAAUGGCAAACUCAACCCCUUAAAAGAUGGUGUUGAUUAUAUUUUUAUAUAUUAGCCUUUCUCCAGCAUAAAAAAUGUUUUGUCCCAAAAAUAUUUUUGCCCAUGUUAGAGGUUUUCUUACUUAUAUCUAUCUACCUUCUCUGAUGUGCACUUUCUCUGAAAGAAAUUAUUAGAAUUGUUAUUUUUGUAACAUUUGUUUUGUUAAAAUCAGUAUUGGUGUUAAUUCUGUUUUAAGAUGUAAAAUCAGAGCUGUAAUAUAAUAAUCAUUAUGAUUAUUGGAAUAAUAUUUGAUCUGCAUAUUACUUUGUGACUCAGGCUGACCGGCUUGUAAUGUGUAAAGGAGUUUGGCUAGUUUGCCAGGAAAUGGGAAGUGGUAUGGCUUGAGUUUAUAGUAGAGGAUAAAGUGUGACUUAAGCCUGUAGUGUUGGGUGGUAACUUGGGAAAGUAAAGUAUGAAGUAAAGCUUACAUGAGACUGCUGUUAUGCAUGAUUUAUGGUGGAAUGGAAUGUUCCUCAGGAUGACUAGCCUGUAUCAUUAGAUGAAGUGUAACUUAGGCUGGAUGGCCUGUUGCAUGGAAAAUAGUGUGGCUCAGACUGGCUGGCCUGUGUGAGCAGUUAUGUCAAGAGAUGUAAAAACUCAUUUAAAAAAAAAAACUGAGGAAUCAUUUUGCACCCAACAUUAUUUACUGAGGCACAACUAAAGGAAUGUGAUAGUUCUUUUACAUCAUCCUUUUGAAAAAAUAAAUUAACUAAUGUGGUCCAUUUCUCAAAGACAGAAUAGUGUGAAGGUUGUCUGAGGAACAAGGAAGCUUGUUUUCCAGACAUCCUUCCUUUUUUUAAGUUAAAAAAAAUAAAAAGGGUAAUGGAA